AUGUCUGGACUACCCAUAGUAUCCAGCACCGUUAUCUAUCUGUCCGGGAUCAUGGCCAUCGUGCUGUCUGUCUCCACGACCAUCAUCAACACGAGUCUUCUUUUUGUCAUUGUAAAGGACCCGCUCAAGUGCCUUCGAAAGCCGUCCACUGGUUUUAUCACCUCCCUCGCUUUAACAAACCUCGCGUUUGGACUCGUGACUGAUACGACAUACGCCAUGGCGCUAUUUGAAGGCCUUGGCUCGGGCUACGUGAACAUGGAUCUCAAAACCAUUCAAACGGCUUCGGGAUUCUUCACAUUUACAAGCGUCGUGGUCGUUAUCGUCGCAUUGACCGUGGAAUGCCUUCUGGGCACACUUUUCCCCAUUUUUCAUCGCAAUUGCAUCACGUUUAAAUCGUCGAUUUUGGUGUCGUGCGGUGUUUGGGCAUACGCCCUUCUAUUCACCAUGAUGCAAUUUGCGGAUAUCAACUUUGAAGUCUACGAGUUGUUGGACACACAUCUUCACCACACCGUGCCAUUUGGUGCAAUACUGCUGUGCUAUCUGUUCAUCUAUCGCGGACUCAGGAAGCGAACGCGCGCAUGCGCUCCAAAGAACGCGUCGAAUCAGCAGACCGAGGCAGGAGAACUGAAAUUCCAUAAGCAACUGUUACUGACUGUGAUUCUGGUCGGUUUGUUAUUGUUCCUAACCUUAGUUCCAUUCCAGGUGACUCUCACAAUGAUGAAGCGGUGUUUAACGUGUGAUAUCAACAAACUUUAUGCUUCUUUUUUGGUUUCAUUGAAUUUUAUGUACACAAAUCCUGCUUUGAAUACUCUGCUUUACGCCUGGCGUACAAGACCUUUUAGGAGGUCGUUCAGAGCGAUGUUUUGCAGGGGUCGGGAUCUUGAUUUACGACACUCGAAGCUCAUGGCCUCUCAGCGGAGCACUUCCGGUGGAGGAUUUAGCAAGCCGGGAAAAACUGGGAACGAGCAUUGA
This is a messenger RNA of Nematostella vectensis (starlet sea anemone), 972 nucleotides long. Its product is annotated as cannabinoid receptor 1-like. The coding region runs from base 1 to 972 and encodes 323 amino acids. Gene Ontology annotation, biological process: G protein-coupled receptor signaling pathway. The record is from RefSeq and is a predicted model, not a curated record. Lineage: Eukaryota; Metazoa; Cnidaria; Anthozoa; Actiniaria; Edwardsiidae. The transcript has a single exon. Gene Ontology annotation, cellular component: membrane. Gene Ontology annotation, molecular function: G protein-coupled receptor activity.